AUGCUUGUCUUUGUACCACCACACCCCCUCAUCAACCACUGGCUCGGCAUCGCUCGCAACGCGAUGACCCCGCCGGCCAUCUUCCGCAGCACCCUCGGCGAGCUCGGCCGUCUCCUGGUCUACGAGUGCGUCCGCGACUGGCUCCCGACGUUCACCGCCGAAGUGGAGGGUCCGAUGGCGACAGCCCAGGUGGAGAUGGUGGAUCCCGGGCAGCCCGUCGCGGUGGUGCCCGUGCUUCGCGCCGGCCUCGUGCUCCUGGAGGAGUGCAAGACGGUGCUCCCGGCGUCUGUCACUUACCACCUCGGGUUCGUCCGCGACGAGGAGACACUGGAGGCCAAGAUGUACCUGAACAAGCUGCCCAAGCAGUUCGCCGAGGGUCAGCGGGUGCUCAUCUCCGACCCCAUGCUGGCCACGGGCGGGACCAUCGUGCAGGCCAUCGAGGAGUGCCUCAGCCGCGGCGCCCUGGUGAAAAACAUCCGCAUCGUCUGCGUCGUCGCGUGCCCAACCGCGCUCAGCGUCCUCUCUGACAAGUACCCCGGGCUCAGGGUGUACGCAGCCAUGAUCGACGAGGAGCUGAACGACCAGGGAUACAUCAUCCCCGGCCUCGGCGACGCGGGGGAUCGCGCGUUUGGAACUGAGUGA
This is a messenger RNA of Micromonas commoda, 642 nucleotides long. RefSeq lists its product with no specific name. The coding region runs from base 1 to 642 and encodes 213 amino acids. Gene Ontology annotation, biological process: uracil salvage. The record is from RefSeq and is a predicted model, not a curated record. Gene Ontology annotation, molecular function: uracil phosphoribosyltransferase activity. The transcript has a single exon. NCBI's taxonomy places the organism in Eukaryota, Viridiplantae, Chlorophyta, Mamiellophyceae, Mamiellales, Mamiellaceae.